Messenger RNA from Pyrus x bretschneideri (Chinese white pear), 1239 nucleotides. RefSeq names its product cystinosin homolog. Gene Ontology annotation, cellular component: vacuolar membrane. The transcript has 8 exons. Gene Ontology annotation, biological process: L-cystine transport. The record is from RefSeq and is a predicted model, not a curated record. The coding region runs from base 156 to 1022 and encodes 288 amino acids. NCBI's taxonomy places the organism in Eukaryota, Viridiplantae, Streptophyta, Magnoliopsida, Rosales, Rosaceae. Gene Ontology annotation, molecular function: L-cystine transmembrane transporter activity.
AAUGACAGUUGAAAUUUAACCCACCCUUUCUUCCUUCUCGCUCUUGCUCUCUCCCCGCGCUUUUGAUCGACAAAAUUUAAGGCUGCUUGGAAUCCUCUCGCUGCCGGCUGAGUGGGAACCGGGAGGAGAGAGAGGUAAAGUGGGGGAGGAAAGGAAUGGCGUCGUGGAAUUCGAUUCCGUUGGAAAUCACAUACGAAGUUCUGGGAUGGGUGGCGUUCCUGAGUUGGACCGUCGGUGGCUAUCCGCAAAUCGUCUUAAAUUUCCGCCGGAAAAGUGUUGUGGGGCUGAACUUCGAUUUCGUGGUGCUGAAUUUGACGAAGCAAUCCGCCUAUCUCAUUUACAACGCCAGUCUCUACUUCAGCUCCGCAGUCCAAAAGCAGUACUUUGAAAAGUACGGCAAAGAACAGAUGAUACCUGUUGCAGCAAAUGAUGUUGCUUUCUCUAUUCAUGCCGUUUUGAUGACGGCAGUUACCCUGUGCCAAAUUGCAAUCUAUGAACGCGGAAAUCAGAAGGUCUCCAAGAUUUCCUUUGGAAUUGUUGCUGCCGUGUGGUUAGGUGCUGCAGUUUGUGUUUUCUUAGCUCUGCCAACCCAUUCCUGGCUUUGGUUGAUCUCAAUUUUCAACUCAAUUCAAGUUUUUAUGACAGUCAUCAAAUAUAUUCCCCAGGCGUUCAUGAACUUCCUGCGGAAGAGCACAGAUGGAUUCAGCAUUGGCAGCAUUUUACUUGAUUUUUCCGGAGGGGUGGCUAAUUAUGCACAAAUGGCCGUGCAGUCUAUAGAUCAAGGUUCUUGGGUGAACUUCUAUGGAAAUAUAGGAAAGACGCUGCUGUCUUUGAUAUCUAUAUUCUUUGACCUUAUAUUCAUGAGUCAACACUUUGUGCUGUAUCGCGGCAAUUGGGCAUUGAUCGCCCCUAAAAUCAUCAGUAAGGAGAGCACGGAACCACGUACCACUAAAAUCAUCAGUAAUGAGAGCACGGAACCACUUAUCAAGUCUUCCGAUGAUCCAGUUUCAGAAAAUGUAUGAAGCUUCAAGCUCGGCUUGACCUCUCAACGUGUAAGAUAUCAGCUUACACUUACAGCUUACAUCUGGUAUGUAAGAUUUAGUAAACUUUCGGUUGUCUCUUGUAUUUUACUUUCUUUGUGUACAGGGAAUAAGAAAAACAGUCAUUUGGAGCGUCAAAAGUAGCCUCGCUGUAUGAACAUUAUGCAGUUCAACUAUAUGUAGUACAAAUUUUACUGAA